AUGGCGAAGACUAAAGGCAAUUCUGGAACAAAAGUGCAACCCGCCCUUGAGGACCCUACCGUUGCGCCCGCGACCUUUAAUGAUGGUCUUCCUUUGCCAAAACUGCUUGUUUUUGACUUAGACUAUACUCUGUGGCCAUUUUGGGUUGACACCCAUGUCAGUCCUCCAGUCAAGGCCAAGGACAAUAAUUCGCGAUGUGUGGAUAGGUGGGGUGAAUCCUUCGCCUUUUAUCCCGCCGUAUCCUCCAUCCUCCUUGCAUGCCGUUCACGAUCCAUACCCCUAGGGCUUGCGUCAAGGACACAUGCUCCAGAUCUUGCGCGUGAUAUGCUUAAAGCAUUAUAUAUUAUUCCGUCCUUCUCGGAUAAUCCAGCGGCGGCCAAUAAUCGUCCAGUCCGGGCUUUGGACUGUUUUCAGCAUGUGCAGAUUUUCCCUGCGGAUAAGACGCAGCAUUUUACGCGCAUACAACAGGAAAGUGGCAUACGGUAUGAGGAUAUGUUGUUUUUUGAUGACGAGGCGAGGAAUAGAAAUGUGCAAACGGAAUUGGGGGUUACGUUUUGUCUUGUGAGGGAUGGUAUGACUCGGGAGGAAGUUGAUCGUGGUGUCUGGGAUUGGAGAAAGAGGAUGGGCGUCAUAGCUGCUGAUAAAGAAGCGGCAGCUGGGAGACCAGUGAUAGAUUAA
Paracoccidioides brasiliensis Pb18 is the source of this 678-nucleotide messenger RNA. RefSeq names its product magnesium-dependent phosphatase-1. Gene Ontology annotation, molecular function: acid phosphatase activity. Bases 1 to 678 code for a protein of 225 amino acids. The record is from RefSeq and is a predicted model, not a curated record. The transcript has 2 exons.